AUGAACCUGCUAAAACAUGACAGAGCUUUCAAAUUUCACCAUUUGUGUGGAAAGCUAAAAAUCACUCACCUUGCUUUUGCUGAUGACCUACUUCUAUUCAGUAGAGGGGAUAUGUACUCUAUUCAAAAACUAUAUCAGUGUGUGCAAGAGUUUGGUGCUGUAUCUGGUCUGGAAGCCAAUCCUUCAAAAUGUGCAAUUUUCUUUGGUGGAAUGGAAGAAUCUGUUAAAGCAACUAUCAGUAGUUGUUUAGGAUUUCAUGAGGGUUCUUGGCCUAUCAACUGUACUGGGACAAAAGUUCUAAAGAAAAUAGAUUCUUCCGAAGAUUUUUUAUGCGAAGAUUUUUUAUGGGGUAAAACUGAUCAGUCUCUCAAAUCUCCUCUAGUUGCUUGGGACAAAAUCUGUAGGGAGAAGAAGUGUGGUGGCUUGGGAAUUUUUUCUGCAAAAACUUGGAAUAUGGCAUCAGCUCUUAAAAUCAUUUGGUUUAUUCAUGUAAACAAAGAAUGGCUGUGGAUUAAGUGUAUUCAUGGAAAGUACCUGAAAAACACAAACAUUUGGCUUGUGAACAUGAAAGUUGGGGACUCUUGGAUGUGGAAACAAUUACUUAAAGCAAGAGAUAAAGCAAUCACUAUCUGUGGGGGCAUAGAGAAUCUGAAGAGAUGCAUCAGUUCAUGUUGCAAAAAUUCAAGUAUUCAGCUGUCUAAGCUUUAUUCGGCCAUAUCUCCAGUUUUAAACAAAGUGAAUUGGUAUCUGACAGUUUGGGACACUUUGAUAUAUCCUAAACAUAGUUUUAUUUUGUGGUUAGCUAUUCUAAACAGACUGUUAACCAAGGAAAAGCUUCUUAGGAGGGGUGUUAUACAAUCAGACCAUUGUUGUCUGUGUUCUGAUAAUAUUCAGGAAUCACGUAAUCAUCUGUUCUUUGAUUGCCUCUUCUCAAAUGCAGUGUGGAACAACAUCAUGGAUUGGCUCAAAUUUAAAUGGAAGGCUUAUGAUUGGGAUAUUCUUAUGGACUGGUAUACCAGUAGACUGAAAGGAAAGGGUUUUAAGCAAAGUUUAAAGAGAUUGGCUCUUGCAAACACAGUAUACAGAAUAUGGAAGGAGAGGAAUGAUAGGAUUUUCAACAUGAAGGUUAAGAAUAUUGAUCAGCUUACUAAGGAGAUUAAGUUGGACAUAAUGACCAUGAUCCUUAAUAGUCCAUGUUUAGAGGAAAAUAAACAGUGUUUCAGUUAUGAACUGAAAUAUCAGGAUGUACAUAUUCUUCCAAUUUUUGGUAAAUGA
Messenger RNA from Asparagus officinalis (garden asparagus), 1275 nucleotides. RefSeq lists its product as uncharacterized. The transcript is spliced from 3 exons. The record is from RefSeq and is a predicted model, not a curated record. NCBI's taxonomy places the organism in Eukaryota, Viridiplantae, Streptophyta, Magnoliopsida, Asparagales, Asparagaceae. The coding region runs from base 1 to 1275 and encodes 424 amino acids.